CAGUAGAGUGUUUUUUUUUUUUGGGUGUAAAGUUGAGGACCAGUUUUGGUGAGCAUUCCACUAAAAUACUAGGGAAAAAAUCCAUCACCUUGACUUGUUAUAGCAGGUUUUCUUUAAUGUUUUUUAAGAAAUUAAUUAGCAUGUGCGUUGCACAUGCUUCAUAAAAGACAAAAGGCGCAUGGGGCACCUGGUGCACUGUAGACGUUGUCUGCCACCUACCAAAAAUUCUCAAUUUCUGAAAAUUUCGUUCAGUUCUGGGUUUCAUGAAAUCUCUUCCCGUUGUGCUUCUGAUAAACCUCUAACUUCUUCAAUUCCGGAAAUGCCCCUACUGAAACCUCAUAUUCCCAAGCCCUCUUCCUUCGCCUGUGCUCCCUCCGACACCCUGCUCGCAGAAAAAGCAAUCACAUACCUCAAACGCCAUCCCCACAAUCUCAAUUCACUCUCUUCCUGUUUUACCCCCGAGGCAGCCUCCUAUUUACUCCAAAAGUCCCAAUUCGACCAGCCCCUAACCCUCAAGUUCCUCAGUUGGGCUCGAAACCAUGGUUUCUUCACCUUCCAAUGCAAGUGCGUCGCCCUCCACAUCCUCACUCGCUUCAAGCUGUACAAGAGCGCCCAAGCCCUCGCCGAGGACGUUGCCCUCAAUUCCAUCGACGACGGGGGCAAUUUGGUCUUUCAGUGCCUCAGCGACUCUUUGCAUAUCUGCAAUUCGAGCUCGGCGGUUUUUGACUUGGUGGUGAAGUCUUACUCUCACUUGAAUUUCAUUGAUAAGGCUCUGAAUAUUGUUCAUUUAGCCAAAGUUCAUGGAUUUAUGCCUGGUGUGCUUUCAUAUAAUGCAAUUUUAGAUGCAAUAAUUAGGUCAAAAGGGUCUGUUCAAUUUGCUGAGGAGGUGUUUAGUCAGAUGAUUAGGAAUGGGGUCUCCCCGAAUGUUUAUACUUACAACAUUUUGAUUAGGGGUUUUAGUGGAGCAGGGAAUUUGAAAAUGGGGCUGUACUUUUUUGGUGAAAUGGAAAGAAAUGGAUGUCUGCCGACUGUGGUUACUUACAAUACGUUGAUUGAUGCAUAUUGCAAAUUGAAAAAGAUUGAUCAGGCAUUUGAACUGUUGAGAUCGAUGGCGUUGAAGGGUUUGGAGCCAAAUUUGAUUUCGUAUAAUGUGGUAAUCAAUGGGUUGUGUCGAGAAGGGAGGAUGAACGAGACAAGUCAGGUUCUCGAGGAGAUGAAAAGAAAAGGUUUUGUUCCUGAUGAGGUGACUUGUAAUACACUUAUUAGUGGGUAUUGCAAGGAAGAUAAUUUUCACCAAGCACUUGUUCUGCAAGAGGAGAUGCGGAGGAAUGGCUUGUCUCCAAAUGUUAUCACUUAUACAGCAUUGAUUAAUGCUAUGUGUAAGGCUAAGAAUUUGAAUCGAGCAAUGGAGUUUUUCGAUCAGAUGCGUGUUAGGGGACUUCAUCCAAAUCAGAGGACGUAUACUACAUUGAUUGAUGGAUUCUCCCAACAGGGGUUCUUAACUGAAGCUUAUGAUGUUCUGAAGGAAAUGAUUGGGAAUGGAUUCUCACCUUCGGUUGUGACUUACAAUGCACUUAUCAAUGGAUACUGCUUAUUGGGGAGAAUGGAAGAUGCCAUUGGAAUCCUACAAGAUAUGACAGGGAAAGGGUUGCCCCCUGAUGUCGUAAGUUAUAGUACUAUUAUAACUGGGUUUUGUCGGCAUCAGGAAUUGGAGAGCGCAUUUAGAAUGAAGCUGGAGAUGGUGGAGAAGGGUGUAUCACCUGAUGCUGUUACCUAUUCAUCACUCAUUCAAGGUGUCUGCCAGCAAAGAAGACUAGUUGAAGCUUGUGCUCUAUUCAAAGAAAUGUUGAGUAUGGGUAUGCCUCCUGAUGAAUAUACAUACACAACAUUGAUCAAUGCUUACUGUGUGGAAGGUGAUUUAAAUAAGGCUCUUCAGUUGAAUGAUGAAAUGAUACAAAAAGGUUUCCUACCUGAUGUUGUUACCUAUAGUGUGCUUAUUAAUGGACUUAACAAACAAGCUAGGACGAGGGAAGCAAAGAGGCUUCUGCUCAAGUUGUUCUACGAGGAGUCUGUACCUGAUGGUGUCACAUAUAAUACACUAAUAGGGAACUGCACUAAUGGUGAAUUUAAGAGUGUGGUAGCCCUUGUAAAAGGAUUCUGUAUGAAGGGUUUGAUGAAUGAAGCAGACCAAGUUUUUGAGACAAUGGUUGAGAGGAGACACAAGCCUAACGAAGCAGUUUAUGAUGUUAUUAUUCAUGGUCAUUGUAAGGGUGGAAAUGUUCAGAAGGCAUAUCAUUUGUACAAGGAAAUGUUGCAUUCUGGAUUUGUUCCGCAUGCUGUGACGGUUAUUGCGCUGGUUAAAGCACUUUUCACGGAGGAGAUGAACAAUGAAUUGAGUCAAGUCAUAGGGAACACACUGAGAAGCUGUCAGCUUUCUGAUGCUGAACUUGCAAAACUACAUGUUGAUAUCAACCAUAAAGAAGGAAAUAUGGAUGAAGUUUUUAAUGUGCUUAGUGACAUGGCUAAGGACGGCCUCCUUCCAAAUAGUGGAGUAAGAGCCUCUGCAGGGGGAUAAAUAAUGGCAAACAUUAUCUUAUUAAAGGGAGAAAAAAUAAUGGCAAACAUUAUCUUAUUUCGGCAGGCAAAGUAAAUGAUGAAUAGCAUGUCGAAAUGCACAAUCACCUUGAUUGUGAUUAUUGUCAGAUAAAAUACUUCAGUGCUAUAGUGGCUUGCUCAAAUGAGUCUGAAGCAAUUGGAAGUGACACUUUUGGCUCUUAUACGGAACAAGAAGAUGAACUUCUUCUUCAAGAACUGGGAAAGAAGACAAAACUGUAGGGGCAAUAUCUGCCAUGUUUAUGGAGAACAAAAUGUGGUAGCAGAUGCUCUUUCCUGUUUGGGAUCUCUCUUUGUUUCCGUUUUUGUAUUUUGGGGUCUCGCUCUCCUCUAGUGUUGCAAGCCUUGUGGCUGAGGAUGCUUUUGGUUUCCCCUGCAUAGGGACGUCCUAGUAAUGGUCUUUCUUGUUGUAAUCGAGGGUGCUUUCCGAUCACAAUACCAUUUCAAGGUACUUAGUUUGUAUUCAUAAUUGGGUUUUAAAUUUUCAAGAGUAAGCCGAGUGAUUUCGUUCAUUCAAUUCGUUGUUGUUGCACGUCUAGGGAACAAGCCAAAUGGUUAAGUUUAUCUUUCUCAUUUGUUAUAUAUAUAUAUAUAUAUUUCUUCUUAUUUUAGAAGUGGCUAUAAAAGGUCCGUUGCUUGAGCUGGGUUCCGGCUUAAAGCUGAAAGGCUUCAUUCCUUUUGCCCGACUGAACUAGUUUGAUGGAAGCUCGGACUUAGACCAGAUCGAUGUUGAGCCGCCCGUGUCAUAUCAUGGUGGCAUGGCAUAUCUCUCAGUGCAUUUGCUAAACAGUUCAUUAUGUUUGGUUCAUUAGGCGUGAUGAAAAUCCUAUCAAUCUCUUUGGCCUGCCAUCUUUUGAUGUCAUUGCUGUUCGGGGCUGUAGUUGGUUCCCAGCUGUUUCUUUAAAAGAACUCUUUGUAUUCCGCUAAGGAUGAGAAUUCCCAGUUGAAAGCCAUUGAUUUUGGCUUAUUAGAUUUUGCCAAACCAGAUGAGAGGCUUAAUGAUAUUGUUGGAAGCGCAUACUACGUCACCCUUGAGGUUCUACAUAGAACUUAUAGUACAGAGCCUGAUGUUUGGAGUAUAGGUGUAAUAUCAUAUAUUCUUUUAUGUGGUAGUCGCCCAUUUUGGGCACGGACUGAGUCUGGGACUUCUCGGGCGGUGUUGAAAGCUGAUCCCAGUUUUGAUGAAGCACUUUGGCCUUCUUUAUCUCUUGAAGCAAAUUAUGUUGUUAAACGCUUGUUGAACAAGGACCCUCAGAAAUGAAUGACAGCAGCGCAGGCUUUAAGUCAUCCUUGGAUGAGGAAUUAUAACGAUGUAAAAGUGCCUCUUGAUAUUUUAAUAUUUAGACUCAUGAAGGCUUAUAUGUGAUCGUCAUCCCUUUGAAAGGCUGCUUUAAGGGCCUUAUCUUGACUGUGGAUAAUUCUUUUAUCUGAAGGAGAAGUUUGCACUGUUGGAUCUCAUUGCAUCAGUAAUAAAUUGCUAAAUGCACUUCAAUACAGAAGAAUGGAUUUUGAAGAGUUCCGUUCCACUGCAUUAAGUGUUCAUCAGCUUGAGGCACUUGAUCGUUGGGAACAACGUGCUUGAUGUGCAUGUGAACUUUUUGAGAAGGAUGCAAAACAGAGCAAUUGUCAUUGAAGAACUUGCUUCAGUAAGUUGAAAUUUUAAUGCUGCAUUUUGAAAUCUUGCUAUAAAUGAAAUAAACAGUUUGAUAACA
This is a messenger RNA of Prunus persica (peach), 4325 nucleotides long. RefSeq names its product pentatricopeptide repeat-containing protein At5g39710. Bases 179 to 2575 code for a protein of 798 amino acids. The transcript has 6 exons. Lineage: Eukaryota; Viridiplantae; Streptophyta; Magnoliopsida; Rosales; Rosaceae. The record is from RefSeq and is a predicted model, not a curated record. Gene Ontology annotation, molecular function: protein binding.